Molecule: messenger RNA, 987 nt
Organism: Metarhizium album ARSEF 1941
Lineage: Eukaryota; Fungi; Ascomycota; Sordariomycetes; Hypocreales; Clavicipitaceae
Product: Nucleotide-binding, alpha-beta plait
Exons: 5
Coding region: 1-987 (328 amino acids)
Biological process (GO): positive regulation of mRNA splicing, via spliceosome
Cellular component (GO): spliceosomal complex
Molecular function (GO): RNA binding
Source: RefSeq, a predicted model, not a curated record
AUGGCAACCACCUCGAUGGAUUAUGAGGCCGCUGGCGGUGAUCGUUACGACGACGAUGCGCCACGAUACGAUCGUGACAACAGAAGCGCCUCACCUCGACCGACGCGUGAAGAGGCCGAUGGCGGACGUCGUCGAUCAGCGUCACCAAAUGGAAAUGCUGAAGCUAUUCCAAAAGAACCUUCGGGCUCCAAGGAUGAUGAUGACGGCGCCAUCAACCCUGGUUCUAAUCUCUUUGUAACCGGCAUUCAUCCUCGUCUGUCUGAGGCUGAAGUCUCCAAAAUGUUUGAAAAGUAUGGAGAUGUCGAGAAAUGCCAGAUCAUGCGCGAUCCACACUCUAAAGAAUCCCGUGGGUUUGGUUUUGUCAAAAUGGUUACGUCAGAGCAGGCUGAGGCAGCAAAAGAGGGCCUGCAAGGAGAGCAAAUCGAGGGUCGCACUCUCAGCAUUGAGAAGGCCCGUCGGGCUCGUCCCCGCACGCCUACACCAGGCAAAUAUUUUGGUCCACCAAAACGAGAAGAUCCUCGUCCUCGUUUCGACGACCGGCGCCGAGGUGGGUAUGGCGGCGGCGGCGGCGGCUACGGUCGUGACGAUUCCUACAGAUACCGCGGAUACGAGCGAAAUUAUGAACGUCGGCACGAUGAUCGUAGUGGCUAUGAUCGCGGUGGCUAUGACCGCGGUCAUGACCGUGGUUAUAGAGAAGAUCGCCGAUAUGAGGACCGCAAUUAUUCUCGAGACGUCGAGCGUGGAGGGUAUGAACGCCGGGAACGUGACGAUUACUAUGGUCGGGAACGAUACGGAGGGCGCGAAGACCGUGACAGAUACGGACCUCGUGGUCCAGGUGGUGGGUACGACCGUGAUCGAUAUGACCGUCAAGCCGAACGCGGCGCGCCGAGGGAGCGAGAAACAGCCGCUGGAGCCCCAGGCUACGGAGAUUCAGCUCCCCGAUCUGAGCCCCGCGAUGCAUAUGGAGCUGAUCCAUCUGCCCGAUGA